AUCCAUUUGACAUUUCAGCUAAGCAUGAACUGAUCUCUUUUAACCUGUGAUGAUCAGCCUGGUGGUUUGAAUAGAUUAGUUAUGCUGCAAUUUGUAUGACAUUCGACUAGUGGACAAUGAUCAGCCGAGCACACUGAAGCUGCAAACUAUGUGAGGUCAAGUUUAGUUCACUUUAUUGCAACUGUUUCUUCGUAUUAUGGUUGCUGGAAACUUCUCGAUUGAGUCGAUCGGAAAACAAGACAGCAUGUCGGAACAACCUCUUCUGUUCAAACCUGCAGUUCAGCAAGAGGUGACGAGGUCACUCAAUAUAGACUACACUCUUAGCACAAGUGGUUAUGAGUCACAGUUUAUGACACAUAGUGAGUCAGUGAACCAGCGAGAGAGGCGCUUGGGGGGUAAUUUGGGUUACAAUAAUGCGGGGUUAUCGUCAUCCGCCUUGCAGCCAAAACGACUUGUGAAAAGCAGUGGCAGAAAUUAUGGGUCCUUUACGAAUACAGCAUGCACAGACUCAUUUUUCCAGCACACGGUGCAGCAGGGCGAAACACUACAAGCAAUAUCCCUGAAGUACAACAUCAGCAUAGAACAGUUAAAGCGAAUUAACAAGCUCUACACGAACGAAGCAUUCUUCCUCAAAGAUACCAUCCUCGUUCCCUGUCCUGACGUUAUACCAGUAGACAUGACUUUGGUAUCCCAAGACGGUGCUCACACCUUUAACGACGAAAUCCACUCUCUCGAAAACAAGCAACGUAAGCAGAACAAAACAACCAGUAAGAAUGGCAUACAGACACCAAGAUCACAACCAGUAACAAUACAAGCUACUUCGAAGUCAAAUGGACAUCUUUUGAAUCCAGAUGCUGACUUGCAAAAAGGGUUAACCCAAAAUGGACAUUCGACGACGCAACGCGGCAACACUCCGCCGUCGCCCGACAUUUCAGACAUCUUCAAGAAGUUUGACACAAUGCUGGAAGUUACCAAGUCAAAUGUGGAGAAAUUACAGCAGAACAGCUCAUGUAGCGCAAUGAAUUCUUCGAGUAGCAGCGAAUCGCUUUUUAAUUUGCAGAAUAAAACAGCGACAGUUACAAGACAAGAUAAGAAGAAAGACAAGAAAGUUGGUCAUAAUUCAACAACUUCGUUUUUUCCCGAGAGCAAAAGACAUGAUGAACUCUAUGAAUUGUAACCUAAGCUUGUAAGAGAUAGUGUACUUGCAUUACUGAACAUCGAAAAGAACUUAUUUUGAACUGUUGGACAGUUACAGUAGUAGCACUCGCCCGCUUAAUUUUAAUUUGUAUAAAUGUUUUACCACAAUAUACCCAAGAGUUUUUGUUUAGUGUUCUUCUAUAG
This is a messenger RNA of Symsagittifera roscoffensis, 1341 nucleotides long. RefSeq lists its product as uncharacterized. Bases 197 to 1177 code for a protein of 326 amino acids. Lineage: Eukaryota; Metazoa; Xenacoelomorpha; Acoela; Convolutidae. The record is from RefSeq and is a predicted model, not a curated record. The transcript has 3 exons.